Trametes versicolor FP-101664 SS1 is the source of this 2286-nucleotide messenger RNA. RefSeq lists its product as uncharacterized. Bases 1 to 2151 code for a protein of 716 amino acids. The record is from RefSeq and is a predicted model, not a curated record. The transcript has 4 exons. Lineage: Eukaryota; Fungi; Basidiomycota; Agaricomycetes; Polyporales; Polyporaceae.
AUGUCACCUGUCAUCUAUUCUCCUGUGUCUCCGCAGGGCAGUCUGUUGGACGGCUCCUUCGACACCAUGCCCUUCCUACAAAGCUCCGACUCUCUAUGCCCUCUGAUCUCGUCUGAGGACGACACCGAUCACCCGUCGCUCUUUGACUCGUACAUCGCGUCGAUAGUAGAAAAGGACGUGCGCUAUUCAGCCACGGACUCCACUUCUGACCUGUCAGAGGGGUCGCGGUCGUCAAUGGACGAGGGUGCCAUGCCCCUGUCUCCCUCCCAGGGCACAAUCACGCAGAAGUCUGUCCGGCCACGCCAACUCACGACAAAGCGUUCUAUCGGUGAAGCUCUUAAAUCGCUCAAGCCGUCCUCGCAUGGCCAUAACCGCUCGAAAACAUCCAAGCACACUCCCCCCGCGCUACACCUCGACGAGACCUCUUUCCAGACCGUUGACUCGGAAGAUUUACCCGGCUCGAUCGGUAUGCGCAGAGAGGAGGAAGACGCGUUUGACGAUCGGAAUAGGACCGUUCGUCGGCGCAACAUGCCACAUCAUCCAUUCCGCUAUGAGGACGUACCAUAUAUGCAGGCGUACAGCCAGAUAUUGCUGGAAAAACUGCUCCGUCGGCUUUGCCCUAACGGCUCACCGACGUUCCAUGACUACGGCAAGAAGCCGCCGUCGCAGGUACUUGAUAUUGGCUGCGGCGAGGGCUUCUGGGUUUUGCACGCCGCGAAGGUGUGGGGGAACCAUGACACGAAGGUGACGGGUCUCGACUUGAUCGAUCUACACAACAACGACGCAGGGGAGGUCAAGCCACAACGAGAACCUGGCUAUACGCCGAAGAAUGUGCAGUGGAAACGGGGAAACUUCGUCAAGUACGGCCUGGAAUUCAACGACAACUCGUUCGACCUUGUGCGAAUGGCGAAUCUAACCUUGUGCAUCUCAAAGCGCAAAUGGUUCGCCAUCCUACACGAGGUUUGGCGGGUCUUGAAGCCGGGCGGCCGGCUCGAACUAAUCGACGACGACCUGUUCUUCCCCGGCGUCCCGCCCCACCCCCGUCUAUCGAUGGACCUUUCGCAAGGGUCGCCCCGACCCAAUCUGCCGCGCACGCCUAGCGGUUCCCACCUCAACAGCAUGCCCAGGAUAGCGGCGCUCACCCGCUCGGCGUCGCAGCGACACAUCCCGGAUGCACUGCACGGCCCCGGCUCGCCGCGAGCCACCAAGGCGCGCCACGCGCGCAGCGUCUCCGAGGUCGAGUACGGCCACAAGGCGGAGACCGCAAGCGAGCUCGAAUUCAUCUUCGACAAUAUGCUCAUUAUGAAUGGCAUCCAUGCCCACCCACACCUCUUCCUCAUCCGGUGGCUGCACGAAGUGUUCGGGCCGAAGUGGGCGCGGGAGACGCAGAAGCUCGAGCUCGCUGUGCCCUCGCGCGCGUUGAUGGAGGGCGUCAACUUUGGCCCCAAGGACCAUGCGGCAGCUUCGCCAGCGGGCGUGGCUUCCGGCGAGAAGCGCCGCAGCGAGGACGGGGAGAAGGGGCGCCCGAGCUGGUUGACGAUCGAUUCUAAGAAGGAUCGCAAGGCCGAGAAAGAGAAGGAGAAGGGUGGCCGCGCGGGGCGCACCAGCGAGGACGGUCUCCGUGACCCGAAGGGCAUGGACGGGAUCUCCCCAAAGGCGCGUCAACUACUGUUCGGGGACGACAAGGCUCGGGCCACGCCGCCCUCCGCGGGGCCGUACCAGCCCCCGGGGAUCGUUCUGCUGCCGCAUACGUUCAUCCCGUGCUCACCGCUCGAAUUGGAGAUGCACGCUUGCAAGAACAUGAACACGCUCCUUGGGUGCAAGUACGCGCUAUCGAAGUUCAUGAUGAGCUCGCGAGGCGAGAAAGGGGAGCCGCUCGUCUCCGAACGAGAUGUCGACGACUAUCUCUGGGACUACGAGUGCUUCCGGCGCAAGCGGUUCAACUGGCCCCAAGACAUCCCGAGCCUGCGAAUGAUCGACGAAGAACCGGAGCACACGCACGCACCGCCCUUCAAAUCCGCGCUCCUUACAUUCGGCACGCCCAAAGGUCUCGCGCCCAUGUACGCCGGUCUCGAUGCGAACAAGAAGAACACGACACACGUCCGCACGAUCCGCGUGUACGAGGCGAUGAAGAUGGUCGCCGACCAAUAGCCCAGCCAGACCGGCGUGCCACAACCCCGUUAUGACCUUUAUACGAUGACCCUCACGUUUAGAUCUCGCGCCGCCUCUUCGCCUUUGUCUCCGUUGCUGCCCCAUGUGCCAUUAGCUGUAUCACCCGCAUUCGCC